AUGGCUAAUUCUAUGCUGGGCAAGUGGGAGGAAGCUGCUCGUGAUCUGCAUGCCGCGUCAAACAUUGAUUACAAUGAUGAGAUCAAAGCUACCCUCAAGAAGGUGGAGCCUAAUGCACACAAGAUAGUGGAGCACCGCAGGAAGUAUGACAGGCUCUGGAAAGAGAGGAAUGACAAGAAAUCUGAGCGUGACCGGCUUCGUCGACGUGCUGAGGCAUAA
Messenger RNA from Triticum turgidum subsp. durum (durum wheat), 219 nucleotides. Lineage: Eukaryota; Viridiplantae; Streptophyta; Magnoliopsida; Poales; Poaceae. The record is from the annotation of a GenBank genome assembly.